AUGAAAUUAGGAUAUAAUGAAAUAAUGAUAGAAUCAAAAUAUUUUAAUAACAUUGACGAUUUUAUUAAUUUAGAAAUAGGAAUUAAAAGAUUUAGAGGAAAUAUGGAACGAUUUCAUUUUAAUCCAAUUCCAUUAAAUGAAUAUUCAAGAAGAUUAUUUGCUAAUAUUGAAACACUUCAUAUUUAUAAUAAAGAAGAUGAAAUAUUUAAAGAUGGAAAAAUAUUUAAACAAGUAAUAUGGUAUUUAGUAAAUUAUUCAAUAUAUUUUAAAGAAAAAGAACAAGGAAAUAUUUAUAAAAAUAUAGAGUAUACAAAAUAUGAUAGAAAUAAAUAUGGAAAUACAAUACCAUCAGAAGUUAAAUCACUUGGAUAUAAAUGUUUUAAAGAAUGUUCAUCAUUACAAUCAAUUAAUAUACCAUCAUCAAUUAAUGAAUUAGGAUAUGAGUGUUUUGAUAGACGUUGGUCAUUAACAUCAAUUAAUAUAGAAAAUCUACAAUUUAUUAGUAAAGAAAGAAUAUUUAUGAAUGAACCACUGUUAGUUAGUAUUAAAAUACCAAAAACUCUACAAAUAAUCAAUGGAAAGAAUAUUGAAAAGAAAGACAUUAAUGAAUUUAUCAUUCCAUCUUCAAUUACUAAAUUAGGAGAUGAUUUUUUAAAGGAUGUACAUCAUUAA
Messenger RNA from Entamoeba dispar SAW760, 672 nucleotides. RefSeq lists its product as uncharacterized. The record is from RefSeq and is a predicted model, not a curated record. Bases 1 to 672 code for a protein of 223 amino acids. Lineage: Eukaryota; Evosea; Mastigamoebida; Endamoebidae. The transcript has a single exon.